GUUUCCCGUUCUUCACAGAGAACGCCGCGCAUCCCCGCCGCCGCCGGCUAUGCCACGGUCGCUCCCAGCCGCCGCCGCCGUGGCCGCCACCCGCCGCCUCCUAUGCACCACAAUCGCCGACGCGACCCCCUCCCCAGCCCACCUCCUCGCUCUGCCGCCCGUCGCGCCCUCACCCACCGCCGACGAGCUCGCGCGCCUGCUCCUCGCCCACCACAACCCCUUCCACCCAUCCGAGUCGCCGCUCCAGCUCCUCUCCGGCGGGGGCGUGUCCCUCUCCCAGGACCUCCUCGUGCAGAUCCUCCUCCGCCUCCGCGGGGCAUCCAAGCUCGCGCUCUCGCUCCUCAACGCCGCCCGCCUCCACCCGUCCGUCUCGUCCCCGCCGAACGCCGACGCCUAUGACGCCGUCGUCGACGCUCUCGGCCGGGCGCACCAGUUCGACGCCGCGUGGCGGCUCGUCGUCGAGGCCGCCGCCGACGGCGCCGCCACGCCCCGCACCUUCGCGGUGCUUGCGAGGAGGUACGUCGCCGCCGGGAUGACCAGGCAGGCGGUGCGCGCAUUCGAUGACAUGGAGGCCUUCGUAGGGAGAGAGCCCGACGCCGGGGAGUUCACCACUCUUCUUGACACGCUCUGCAAAUACAAGUACCCCAAGGUUGCUGCGGAGGUAUUUAAUAAAAGAAAAUACAAAUAUGAACCAAAUGAAAAGAUGUACACUAUUCUAAUUUAUGGCUGGUGCAAAGUAAACCGAAAUGACAUGUCUCAGAAGUUCCUAAAAGAUAUGAUUGAUCAUGGGAUAGAGCCAAACAUAGUUACAUACAAUAUUCUCUUAAAUGGUAUCUGUAGGCAUGCAAGUUUGCACCCUGAUAACCGGUUUGAUAGAACAGUUCAUGCAGCUGAGAAUCUCUUGAAGGAGAUGCAUGACAGGGGAAUUGAACCAGAUGUAACAAGCUACUCAAUCAUCCUGCAUGUUUACAGUCGUGCACAUAAGGCUGAGCUAUGCUUGUGUAUGUUCCGCUCGAUGAAGGAUAGAGGCAUUUGCCCCACGGUGGCGACCUACACUUCUGUGAUUAAGUGCCUUGCUUCGUGUGGGCGACUGGAAGAUGCUGAGAGGUUACUCCAUGAGAUGGCUAGUGAGGGUGUAUGCCCCUCCCCAGCGACCUACAAUUGUUUUUUCAAGGAGUACCGAGGGAGGAAAGACAUCACUGGUGCCCUAGAAUUGUACAAUAAGAUGAAGGCUCCUGGUUCACCAACUACACCAGAUAUUCACAGCUACAAUAUAUUGCUUGGAAUGUUCAUCAAGUUGAACCGACAUGGAACUGUUAUGGAACUUUGGAAUGAUAUGUGUGAAAGCACGGUUGGUCCAGAUCUUGAUUCAUAUACAUUACUGAUCCAUGGUUUAUGUGACAAGGAGAAAUGGAGAGAGGCAUGCCAGUUCUUCAUGGAAAUGAUAGAGAAAGGUUUUCUUCCCCAAAAGAUUACCUUUGAGACACUGUAUCGCGGUCUUAUACAAGCUGACAUGUUAAGGACCUGGAGAAGGUUGAAGAAAAGAGUUGAUGAAGAAGCAGCAAAAUUUGGUGACGAAUACAAAUUGUAUCACAUCAAGCCUUACAAGAGGUGAUUAGUUGCCAUAAAAUAGAUGAUUAUGUUUCUUCAUUUGGUUGGUUCCAGCAGUUGUAAUCAUACUGUCAUACUUUGCUCGAUUGGAGCACGGUUGGAAUAUGUAUCCUGCUACUGCUGUCAUUCUGAGGUGAACUUUCUGAGCUAAGAAGCACUUGAGGGAACACAUGUCACAGUACACAGAUUUGAAUGAAAUCGCGGUUUCUCAUGCAUGCGCUGUCUAUUCAGCGAAUCUGGUAUUAUGAUUCUUUGGUGUUUGGGUAAACUGGAAGGUAAACUUCCUUCUUACUGAUUUCAGAUGUUCAUCCUUAAUUUGGAUCUGUACAGAACAGCUUUGUUGGACUUAAGUCAACUGUGGACCAUUUUGUCGGUCUGUGUAUUACAGAAAGGUGCUGUCCUAACACCUGAUACAAUUAUUGCCUAGGUGGAAAAUAGCACUGCUCAUUUUCUUGCGAGCAAUUUGGCCAGUUUGAUGGUGCUGCUUGCAGGACAUGCAGAUAUCCCGAUUAUUUUGUAGUAUUACGUUUGGCCUAAAGCCAAAUGGGGCUGUGUUUGUUUUAGCAGACAGCAAUGCCAUCUGCUGUGAGUAUCUCAGAAGGCUAAAAGUUAUCCACGUGAGAAGAUUGUAGCCUUUUUUGAACAAGCUGUAUACCUUAUUAUUCACGAAAGACAGCCAGACUAGUUUCAGUAUGUUAAGAAAAAUAAAAAGUGCAAAAGUUACAAGGAGUUGGGAGGUUAGGAAACUGGCUCUAUCCCUGAAGAAUUUACAGGAUUUACCAGGUAACCAUCUUCCCUGGUUAGAUACCAGGGUUCCUGGCUGAGCUACCUUUAGUUACUCUGGAAUUGUCCCUAAGCAACUUCAUGGGAAUGCUGUCUGAAUCGUGGUGGGAGUUAUCAGCUCUUUAUAACCUCCCCUAGCAUUGGUAGGCUGUCUAGCUUGGAGAGAUUGCAGUUAGGCAAUAACUAUUUGGAAAGACCCAUCCCCUGGUCUGUCGGCCCUCUACGGAAUCUGACAAUUCUGUCUUUGCUGCAUGGCAAUGGGUUAUCUGGAAACAUACCUAUAGAGCUCUUCAACUGCUGAAACCUUGCCAUGCUGGACCUGAGCUCUAAUAAUCUGUCUGUGCCGAGGGCCAUAUCUAACUUGACAAUGCUCAAUAGCCUGAUUUUGUCUUAUAACCAGUUAUCUGGUGCUAUUCCUGCUGAGAUCUGUGUGGGAUUUGAGAAUGAGGAUCACCCUGACUCGGAGUUUGUUCAGCAUAAAGGCCUUCUUGAUCUGUCAUACAACCACUUGACUGGUCAAAUUUUGAUAGCAAAAAAAAAAAAAAAAUGUUCUUUGCUGAUGGUGCUAUAUCUGCAAAGGCAGUUUACUGAAUGGCAGCAUUUGUUCGGUCAGUUGACAAAUCUUACAACCAUUAGUCUGUCUUUUAAUGGAUUAUUAAUCCGACCGAUGCGUCGCCAUUGGUACAACUCCAAGGCCUUAUGCUAUCAAAUAACCACCUAGAUGGCACCAUUCCUGCUGAGAUAGGCCAAAUUCUUCCCAGCAUUUCAAUGACAGACUUGCCUGCUAAUGAACUUGCUGGAAAUCUAACCCAGCCUUUUGCUGUGCAACAAAUAGCUGAACCGUCUGGAUGUAAGUAACAACAAUCUCUCUGGAAAAAAUUCUGUUCUCUUGUCCCAAGGACGGAGAAUCCUCGAGCUAACUGAUGUGUAACCAUUUCUCAGUGACCCAAGAUGAUUGUAUCUCGAACUGCACGUACACAACUGUCUUUUCUUGAUGUCAACAACAAUAGCCUCACUGGAAGCUUACUCUCUGAUUGCAGCCUUUUGAACUAUCUUGACCUCUCAAGCAUUGAUUUCUAUGGUUACAUCCCUUGUGGUAUCUGCAAUAUAUAUGACCUCACAUUUGCCAACUUCUCUGGUAAGCACCCCAGCACGUACAACUCAGGCAGAUUGUGCAGCUGGAGAUGUUUGCUCCACUAAGGUGGCUCAUCCAUCUCAUCGAUCUCGAAGAUUGGCGAUCAUUUGUGCCUUUUCACUUGUUGUCAUCAUCGUGUUAGUUCUUCUGGUAGUUUAUCUGAGAUAGAAACCAUUGAGGAGCAGAUCAUUGGUUUUUGCUACCAUUGAGCCAACCUCAUGCGAUGAAUCCUAGGAAGGAAGUCACGUCCUCAUGGGAACCUCUGAGUCUUGAGAUAUGGCUGAGGAACCGAGCAGAUGCAGUUGAAGCACUUGGAUCUUGGAUGACCAGACGAUCUCAAUAUCUGCUUCUGUUCUGCGCGUGGCUUGCUUUCCUCCAUGAAGGAUUUGUGCCCCAUAUCAUCCACCGGGACAUGAAAUCAACCAAGAUUCUGUUGGAUGAGAAUUUCAAGCCGAGGAUCUCUGACUUUGGCCUCACAAGGAUAAUGAGUGCAUGCAAGGCCCAUGCCGGUACUACACAGCAUCCCUCAGAGUACAACAUGAGAAUGAAGUCCAACACAAAAGGCAACGUGUAAAGCUUCGGUGUGGUCAUGCUGGAGCUUCUCGCAGGACGGCCACUUGCAGGGAAAGAAGAUGUGGAAGGGGGUGGAAACAUUGUCAGCUGGGUAUGAUGGAUGAUCAUGCGGCAAGGGGGACAAGCUGUUUGAUCCUUGCAUGCCAGUAUCAGGCGUGUGGGGGAGCUGAUGGUGCGUUGUGAUCACCAUUCCCCUGGACUGCACCCCGAGGAGCUGUGGAAGAGGCCGGGCCUGCAGGAGGUGGUGAAAGGACUCGAGAUGACCCAGAUGAUAGAAUGCGGACUUCUGGUAAUGACAGUGUCCAGGGGCACAUAGCGCUUACCUUGAAGCACUGUUCUUCUGGACUGGACAGUGAUGCGAUGUAAUGAUGUAGGCUAAUGGUAGGUAACUUGUAGCCGUAGAGUAAGGUCACUGGAGAUUGUAGCAAGAGAAACUAGUGUUGCUCAUUUUCAGGCUGUAGGUGGGACAAAUGCUAUUGUAUGUUCAUCCGCGUAUUGUUUGUCAGGUCUCAUCAUGUCAGCAUGAGUGUUUUACAAGCUAACAACAUGGUUGUGCUAAAAGUUUACUUUUUUUUUAAUGUAUAACUGAUAUUUCUAAUCUGAUGUUGUUCGACGGUGUAC
Lolium perenne is the source of this 4723-nucleotide messenger RNA. Its product is annotated as pentatricopeptide repeat-containing protein At2g13420, mitochondrial. The record is from RefSeq and is a predicted model, not a curated record. Lineage: Eukaryota; Viridiplantae; Streptophyta; Magnoliopsida; Poales; Poaceae. Gene Ontology annotation, molecular function: protein binding.